UAGACCUACAUGACCAUACUCUGUACCUUAUAAUAUAGUAUCGCUAUUACUAUUAGUAUAGGCCCUUUAAUUAAUUUAGUAUCGCUACGACGAUAAUAUUAGCACUACUACCGUGGUACAAGUAACUGAGUUGCAACUAAAAGUUCUGGCGGCUGUAGAUACUGGCCACUUGGUACAACUAGUACUAGUAUUAUCCUGUGGUAGUUUUCCAAAAUAUAUGUAUUUUUCAGAUUGGCGAAAAUGAAGUGACCACUGAUUUUUCGAAUAGUAGAAAUAUUUAGCACAAUUUUCAAAAGUAGGGCAUUCUUUUGUGAAUAACAUCAAACAUUAACUUGUGAUUAUGAAUAAACAAACUAGUUUUAUCGUAAUCGUGAUAGUCAUUUCUCUGGCAUAUUUGGGGCAUUAUUUAUAUGAGCUAUUAGGGAAAAACAUAAUUAAUGAAAGCAAUGUUCAUCGAAAGCAUGAUAAGUGGCAGUUGCAAGUAUUUAAUGAUAUUGACAAAAAUGGCGAUGGAGUAUUAAGUUAUGAAGAGUUUCUUCCAUUUUUGGAUAAAGCAUAUAAUGGACACUAUUCUCUAGUGUCAGAGGAUGCCAACUUAGAAAAAGAAACUGAGUAUGAGGUUCAAGAAGAAAUAAAUAUAGACUUAAAACCAAAUGAAGAAAAAGUCACUAUUCAAUGUUUUUUUCAACCACUUGUGUUAACAUCCUUGACAAAAGAUGUUUUCCAUAUGGAUCCAAGUCAUUCAAGGGUUCUGGAAGGUCUUCUGCAGUGGAAGAAGCCCCGCCAUUUGUGGCAGGACUUUGCCAUAUGUAAUUUUUCUAUAUUUCUUCCUCCAUCUGAUCUGCACCCUGGAAAACCCUGGUGGAUAAUACCAUCAGAGCUAGAUGCUUAUUCUGGUCAACUCUCCAGUUCAAGGAUGCUUCCUCCAAAAGUCAAACCCCAUAUUAAGUGGUUACAUGCAAUGCUUGGAAUGUUUCAUAAAAAUGUAUUUCUUCAUUCUCGCUUUGCACCUCAAGGAAUGACUGCAGUAAUUCGAGCAAUGAAUGAAGAAUACUUAGAUGUUCUGUUCAGGCUGCAUGCAGAAUUUCAGUUGAAUGAGCCACCAAACUAUCCAUUUUGGUUUACUCCAGCACAGUUUAGAGGGCAGAUAAUUAUUAGUAGAAGUGGCAACAUUGUUAAACUUUUCAAAAUGGAAGUUCCAACAGAGAGAAAACUUAAUGUUGACAUGGAGUGGUUGAAUGGACCAAGUGAGACUGAGGACAUGGAAGUUGAUAUUGGGUAUAUUCCCCAAAUGUCACUGGAAUAUUUUGAUCCCUCAUUCAGCAAAGAAAGACAGAAUUUUCAAACUAGUCAAGAUGCACAACAUGAUAAAGAGGUUAAUGAGGUGUUGCAGUGGACACAGGAGAUACCAUAUGAGAAUGCCUAUAAGGUUUUAGAGAGACUAAUGUAUCCAUUUAAACAGGUGACAUACUACAAUUUUACAGAUGCCUUUACUCAAGCACAAACUGACAACAAACUUGUUCAUGCUGUGUUACUCUGGGGGGCUUUAGAUGACCAAUCCUGCUGAGGAUCUGGGCGGACGCUGCGAGAUGGAGCUCUUGCAAGUCCGCCCAAUCUUCAACUUCUUCAAAAUCAUUUUGUUAGUACUUGGGCCUUGGUGUCAGAUUUAGAAAUCUUGAAAUCUCAGAAUCCACCUAACCUGGAAUCCCACCUUGCUGAAUCUGUUCUCAAAGAUUAUAAUUUCCCAGUGGAAUCUUUGGUAGUGUACCCAAAUGGAACAGUUGUUCAUCAUAUUAAUGCUAACACACUUCUUGAUUUUGGUGAUCAAAUCAUUGAUUUCUCAAUCUUGAAAGGAUUUCGUGACCCUGUGGAAAAAGAGUAUCACAACUUUUUAGAAGAAGCCUUAAGAAAAGCCGAUUCAUUUCUACAAGAAUCAGAAAGUGGACAUGAUGAACUUUAAUUUUUGUAAAAAGAAAAACUUGAAACUUUCACUAUAUCAAAAAACAAAAUCCUGUUAUAAAGUUUUCAAAUAUUUUACAUUUGAUCUUAGUACCAAGUGAAUUUAAAUAGUUAUAGUGUUUGUCAUCCAUAGUGUACAGUCUUAUGACAUAAGAUGAUGCCACAACCUUAAAACAAGCAAUUUGCAUGGAUGUGGUUAAUGUAAAAUGUCAUAAGGAGGUGAACAGAAGUUACUCAUUAGAUUGAGUUCGUUAAUGUGUUAUUUGCUCAUGUAAUAAUGAUAUUACAGGUGUCAUAAACCUAUUCUUUAGUAACUAUUUUGACAUUGGGUCAUUUUAAAAUUUUGAUGGAAAAUGUAUCAUUUAUAAAAAUAUAAUUUUGAUACAAAGUUUUCAUUGUGAUUUUUUUAAUGUUAUGUCUUGAUAUUUACCAUAUUCCUUAUGUUUUCAUCAGUCACUUGAUUAAUUUUACUACAGAGUGGGAAUAUUAAAACUUUUGAUAUAUUUAGACUACUGCUUAAACACUAGAGAAAUAUUAUCUGGUUAAUAACCGUGUAUUUAAUUCUAAAAUAUUACUCAUAAGUUUUAAUCAUCUAUUGAAGUUAAAACUAAAUAUGCCUCAUGUAAUGUUAAUCAAACUAUUUUACAGAAAAAUUUAAAUUUUUGUGUGUGAAAUUUCUUUAUGAAAUUUUUAAUAAAGACU
Molecule: messenger RNA, 2661 nt
Organism: Limulus polyphemus (Atlantic horseshoe crab)
Lineage: Eukaryota; Metazoa; Arthropoda; Merostomata; Xiphosura; Limulidae
Product: selenoprotein N-like
Exons: 8
Biological process (GO): calcium ion homeostasis; skeletal muscle fiber development
Cellular component (GO): endoplasmic reticulum membrane
Molecular function (GO): calcium ion binding
Source: RefSeq, a predicted model, not a curated record